UUUAUAUUUUUUCUUAAGAAAUCCAGUCAGUAAUGUGUGUAUCUGGAUGUUAUUGAAUAUAGUUCUUUUCUGGUUAAAAAAAAUCUAAAAUAUACAAAUUAUUUUUGAAAGUUGAAAACGAAAACUAUUUGAACCCGAAAUUUUUUUAACUAAGCUCAUGGAUGGCUGAUUUUAAGGGAAAGGUGUGGAAAAAUAAGUGACUUUCCCUUAAAUAGAUAACAAUAAACAAUAAGGUUUAAAUAAAAGACGUCCUUUAAAUAAAAAAGUAAUAAUAUAAACACAUUACAAUAAUAUAAAAUCAAUUCAUAUCAUCAAUUAAAAUGAGUCGAAUGUUGCUUCUGAUGACAAUAUGUUUUCUCUUUGACGUAAACAUAAUACAGAAAACAUAUGCUUCUUUUUCUGCAUCUUCGUCUUCAUUAUCCUCAUCAUCUUCGUCGACAUUAUAUAAAUAUCAAACAAACUCAAUAUCUAGUGAGAACGACGAUGAUUAUCUUUCACAGAAAGAAAAUGUUUUGGAAAAAUCGUAUCACGGUCUAAUACGUGAAAAUGAAACAUCAGUGGAAAUCACGCCACUGAUUAAAGUGGAUGAGGAGAAAAUCUGCAAUUUCCAUAUUAUUAAGAAGCCAUAUCAUGAAAUACCAUUCCAAAUUGAAUUAAUAAACAAUUUGGGCAUUUUAAAAGCACGUCGCACUUUAAAUUGCGAGAAGCGCAAAAGCUAUCAUUUUGAAAUUGUUGCGGUAUUCUGCGAUGGCACUCAUUCUGCUGCUGCGAAUGUCCACAUCGCCGUUAUCGAUGUUAAUGAAUAUGCUCCUACAUUUUUGCAGCCGUCCUACGUGUGCGAAGCCGACGAAGGUCGCCUAUAUAAGGAGAUCAUUCGAGUUGAGGCCAUUGACAAAGAUUGUACACCCCUGUAUGGUGAUGUGUGCAAAUAUGAAUUACUUAACAAAGACCAACCAUUUACUAUAGACAACGAAGGUUCAAUCAAGAAUACCGAACCGUUGUCGCAUAAAGUGUCUCACAACUAUAUACUAUCGGUGGUUGCUUAUGAUUGCGCCAUGAAACAAUCAUCGCCCAUUAUGGUAAGCAUAAAAGUGCGACGUGUUUGCGAAGCGAAAUUUUUGGGUAUUCCCGCGAGAAUCGAUUACACGACUUCAUCCACGGAAAGUUUAUCACUGUUUCCAAAUGCCCGUUUGGAAUUGUGUGACAUGUAUUGCGACAGUCAAAAUCUAAAUAUACAUACAUCAAUUUCCCUUAAAACAAAACACAUCUCAUUUGGUUGCGACCGGGACAUAACAAACUGUUCUCAACAUUUGACAUUAGUAGACUUAUUACCAAGAAAUGCAGAAUGGACUCGAGAUUUAUCAUACGAUGAGGGAUCUGAGCCUAUUUUUCAUUUCGAUGGAUCAUCGGGUGUAAUCAUACCAGAUAAACAGAUUGCGCGUCAUGAUUUUUCGCAACGUCCUUUCAGUAUUAUAACCAUAUUUAGGCACUUUAGCGGAUCAAGCGGAGAUAAUAAGCAUGUAAAAGAACAUAUUGUUUGCAGUGCUGAUGACCAUAAAAUGAAUCGUCAUCAUAUGGCUCUAUUUGUUAGAAAUUGCCGUUUAAUACUGCUAUUAAGAAAGAAUUUUAAUGAAGGAGAUUUGAAUAUAUUUAGCCCAGCCGAAUGGCGUUGGAAAAUACCUCAAGUUUGCGAUAAUGAAUGGCAUCAUUACGUAUUAAAUGUUGAUCAAAAUUCAAAGGUAGAGCUGUAUGUUGAUGGUGUACUUUUUGAAAAUUCCCUAGAAGAUCGUCAUAAUAAUCCCGAAGUUAUAGAUGAUUGGCCUUUACAUGCGGCCCAUGGCGUAAAUACAACUCUGGCCGUUGGUGCUUGCUAUCAGAGCAGUGAAAAUCGACUAAAACAUGGAUUUAACGGUGACAUAUCGGAAAUAAAAAUUUCAUUGAACGCCGUGCUAACAAAUGAUGACGUUAAAUGCGGUACGAAUUGUGCGGAACAUCUGUUACCACCUCCUGAAACCCUUUUGGAACCAGAGUCACAAGUCCAAACAAAUUCACAAUUGAAUGAAAUUUACAUUGAAGGACAGAGCAAGAGCAAUGUAGAGCUCUUGCUGCAAAAAAUUCAAUACAUAAACACAAAAGAAAAUCCCACAAUCGGACGUCGCAAUAUUGAGGUGCGAACCACAAUGAUGUGCAUUAAUCAAAGUGCUAUUCGCUUGCCUACAGUUGAAACCUUUAUCAUGGUGAAUGAACCAACCAGUCCUUUGGUGUUGGCAGCAAAUUCUACUGCAUUAUACGCUGCACAUAUGCAAAGACUUGAAGCUUCUUACCCACUCAGUAUGCAAAGCCUUUCAUCUCGCAGAAACACCCCAGAAACGCCUACUACAACAUUUAUGACCCAAGCAAAUCAAAAGCCUCAAGACUCAUUGGCUUACAAAGUCCACACCGAGUCCAGUGUGAAAUUUGAUAAAGGCGAAAAUUCCAAAAUAUUAAUAACUGGUAAUUCCAAUAAUUUGGUGUCUUAUCCGGAAAUCAAGAGUGGCGUUCACAUAUUGGGCAACAUCAAUAUUAGUAUUGUUUCCUCAUCGGGUGAACCGGUCUUACCACAAUUACAAAUAUUAGACACAUGUAGCGUUAUUGUGUUUCCAUCAUUAAAUCCAGAUCACGAAGAAAUCCAGGUGGACGGCGACGAAAAUCUUUCUACAACACUAGACAUCAAAACUAACAUCAACAAGGACGGCGUCGAAAUGAUAGGACCUGAUAGCAUUUCUAAUUACUUGGACGUCUUGAAUGCGUUGGUGUACAGUAACAAAAAACCAGCAUACUAUCUAAAUCGUGUAUUCAAAGUCACUUGCUCUCAAAUGAAUUCUCAAUUCAAAAGUGCAGAGUUCACACUCACAUUGACAGUAUUGCAUCCCAAACAGGUUCCAGUGAAUAAUGGUCUUAAAACAACGACAGCACCAAGUUCUCUCACGGCCAAUGGUGGUGUAAUGCAAACAAAUGUUGCAGAUGGUAUACAAUACACAGAAAAUAAGGUGUAUGCUCAUGCAAUGACUCAUCAGCAUGAUGCUCAAGAACCAAAAUCUCGCAUACAUUCCAUAACCCAUAAAGCUGAAAGUGCUCAUCCUACAAUGCUGAUAAUUUUAAUAUGCGUAUUUUUAGUCAUACUGUUAGGGGGUGUUUCAAUUGCCCGCCUUAAAAAUAAUAGCAAUCAAAAAUUUACUGAUAGACAUCAGCCAUGUCCUAAGAUUGCUGACGAGGCUUUAGUAUGGGAUGAUUCCGCAUUAACUAUAACUAUAAAUCCCAUGCAAAGUGAUGCUGUUUCUGAUGGCAGUUCAGAUUCCGAAAAUUCAGAUUCUGAAGAUGAAGAUUUAGCUAAAGGCCGUUUUGCCAAUGUCAGCCAACUAGAGUGGGAUAAUUCUAACAUGUUUACCACGGCCGUAAAUUAAAAUAAACAUACACUCAUAUACACAACCAGCUUAAAAUAAAGAGUAGAG
Molecule: messenger RNA, 3491 nt
Organism: Lucilia cuprina (Australian sheep blowfly)
Lineage: Eukaryota; Metazoa; Arthropoda; Insecta; Diptera; Calliphoridae
Gene: Cals
Product: calsyntenin-1
Exons: 10
Coding region: 321-3443 (1040 amino acids)
Biological process (GO): homophilic cell-cell adhesion; positive regulation of synaptic transmission; positive regulation of synapse assembly
Cellular component (GO): postsynaptic membrane; cell surface
Molecular function (GO): calcium ion binding; kinesin binding; amyloid-beta binding
Source: RefSeq, a predicted model, not a curated record